CUGCAGGUGCCUCUUUAUCUUCGCCGACUUUCCCCGCGAUCACCGCGAAAGACCGCGCGAUUUGCUCUCAUCUUGGCCGUGCCCCACAUUCCGAUAAUGAUUCUACGCAAUCGGCAACCACUAAUCUGUGUUCCGAUCGCGUCUCUUUUUUUUUCUCUUUUGCUUUCCGGCGUGCAUCGCAGCGUGUUAUUACUGGCGGUGGAAAUCUCCCCUGUGCCAUAAAGCAAGUGGCUUGAUGUACGGAUUUUUCCUUCUUUUCUUCCUUCGAACCUCGGGCCUCGAUUUGCCCCGCGCUGCUACCUUGGAGACGUAAAGUUGUUCCCCGUUCAAAUUGUCGCUCGUAAUUGAUGCGGGUUUCAUUACAAGAUCGUAAGAAAGGAAGCGAUACGUCGAGUAAAUGAAGAUUUUAUUUUAAAGUGGAAAAUAAGCUUCUUAAAUUAUUUUAAAUAAGAAAAGAUUCUUAGCCGUUUUCCAACACAUUUUUAAGAAUUUAUAGUAAAAGUUGUUUUACUAUAAUUAGGAGUUAUAAGUGCAUAUUUAAUUUGAAAAUACGGAGAUGGAUUAAAUAAAGACGAAUAUUAUUAUUUAAAAUUUAUCUUAUUUGCUUAAUUUUACUAAUGGAAACAAUUAAGAAAUGUAUUUUCAACUUUAGUUUAAUCAUUUUAAUACCACUGUGCAUUAAAUGUUAAAUGAAUUACAAAAACAAGGAAUAAUGAAAACUGAGAUGGUUUUACAGGAAAUAAUACGUACAGAUAUUGUAGAUUUAUAAAUUCAUGAUCUCUCUCAGCUAUCUUAUUUUACAAAAAAUUGUAAAUUGAAUUGGCAACAAAUUGAACGAUUAAGUUUUGUCCAGAGGAGAACUAACAAUUGCUUUUUAUUUUAAAAACCGGAUGAGUUGUCAUUGAAUUAAGCAUGUCUGAGAAUGAUUAAACUUUGUCUAACUUUUCGCGUUAUGCUUUAUAACUUCGUUAAGUUAUUAAACUCACAAAAGGAAUUAUAAGAAAAUGUCCCACAAACUUCUAUUAAUCCCUAUAAAAUAAAACGGGCAUCUGACCAAGAAACUUCGUAGAUCCCACCCCAAUUUAAUAUAAAGAAUUAUUUUUAGAAAAGAUGGUGUAUAUCUCGAAUUAAAUUUCACAUAUGCACUGCCAUUUCGUCACCAAGCCGUAAUUGACCUCGGUCUCCCAUGAAACCGAACUACGAACAGAAUUUUUCUUUUCUUACAUAUUCACGUUAAACGGAAAAAGAUUAUUGGUACACUCGAAAAACACGAUCAUCUGCUCGGCACAAAGUCUCAAGCGCGCUGCAGACACGAGGGGGAACAAAAAUUCGUCGUGCACGUGAGUUCGUGCGUUCUCCUCUGUGGCUGCGGAUCUAACGAUCGGCGAUCGAGGAGAUCGAGGCAGCCGUGGAGGCCAGCUUGAUAUUCGUCGGAUGCGCGUCGCGGAGCUCGGCCGCGUAUGAGCGCGGAAUAAAUUAUCCCGGUGUGUCGGUCUGGUCCCUCCUGACGACCUCCCUUCGCCUCUCUCCCUUCGCUUCUCUCCCUUUUCUCACCGCAAGUCGUUCCCUCUCUAUCCCUCCCCUCUUCUUCUAUCAACGUCCGACUAUCUCAUUCCGCUUGCUCCGGCAAUCACUCUUCGCGUUGCCGUUCGUUUAUUCCUCUCCGUCUAUCUCGUCUCUCCCACCACUCCCGCUCGCGGAGUGUCUAUAAUGACUCCUCGUGGUGGGACGAUACCGGAAGUGAAGUCAGAACGGCGGAACCACGACGUUCACUCAAUGGAAAGUUCGAGCUCCGCCGGCGCGGGCUGCUCCGAGGCGGCUGUUACACGCUCGCUCGCCGUCUCGCGCGCGCGAAGGAAAAUCUCGCGCGGACGCGAGUUACGCGCGAGCAGCUGCCGAGGAAAAGUCGCGGCUCGUGUCGUCGGGCAGGAUCGUUCAAAGUGCGACGUUGCGAACGGGGAUACUGAUUGGAUACUCGGGAGUGAAAAGCUACGUGGGAUCUAGGGAUGUUAAUAUUCGAUUGGACGUCCAGCGCGGAAUUGAAGAGGAGGACAAAGGGAAUCGGGGGGGAAAAGCCAUUUGGGAAUAAUGUGAACUGAUAGGAAACUGAAUUACAAGUAGAUCGCAGGACAUCGGUUUAAUUUGCUGUGCCGUGUUGACUGAUGGAAUCUUAUCGAGAUUAAUGAAUAAGAAAGAAAACUGAUGAAUAAGGGAAAGAAGGGAGAUUUGAUUCGGAAAAAGAAGCGAUCGAUCGAGUUUGCCAAUUGAUUUCUGUUAUUACGUUAUACGCGGGAGGGUUGCGUGUUCCGGUUGAAGAAAUUUCGAUUGAGCGAUAAAUUUACGAGGGAAGAUGAAUGUGACAGACCGUUCGAUCGGAAAGAAAAUUUGACAACUGAAUUAAUGAGGGAUAAAAAAAAUCUAGGAGAGGCAUCUAUUUGAUGUUGCAUUAUCGCGGCAAACAAAGUGCGUUUUAUUGUGAAGCGCCGGAAGUCUCGGGGAGCAGCAAAUAACAUCGUCGAGUAAUCAAGGCAGCGGUUGAAUAAAUUGGAUCGGGGAUAUUACAAGAACCGUCGAGAGACGGAGGGAAAAGGGGCGGGGAAAGAAAAAGGACGCGCAAGGAAAGUCGCCAUUAAGCUGUGGCAAAGAAAAAGCUUUCUCCACGCGAGACAGAAGAGAAACGAUAAAUUUGCGAGGGACAUUGUGCAUUAACGUCUAUUUCGGGAGCAGUGCGCGAAAAUCUAAAAGUGUGUCGAAUUCGUGAUAAAUUAUCUGGGGUUUCAUCUGGAAAAUCGACGAAAAGAUUGACACACUUUGUGUUUUCGCUCUGCGGUUUCCUCCCCGAGGCAAAUACGCUGAAAAUUUCGGUUCGUCAGCGCGAACUUUUUCAUGGAAUAUAUGAAGCCCGCCGAACGAAGGAAAGUUUAUUCCGCAGUCGACUUCGAAUGCGUUCUCUUUUCGUGCGCAACCGCAUGAAAAAUAGUGGAGUUUUCGCUGCGUCGAACAAUAAGCAUUUUUUCGCGCGAAAGUGACAAGAUGAUGAUGGGUCUUUGAGAGAAAAAAAAAAGGAAAAAAAACAAGAUCCAUGUGAUUUUUCGUGGGCGAGACAAAAGGUUGUCUGUGAAACGGAAGUCCGUCGCGAGGAAGGAUACUAAUUAACCCAAUUCCUCCCGAAAUUGCGUUAACAAACCAGCAUACAUUUUAAUUUGUUGUGUUAUCACCCCGCUCGCUUCCUUAAUUAAAGUGAAAUCAUUGUCUCGUGCAUCAAUUACGGAAAAAAGGCGUACGGAACGGCAUAAAUAUGUAUUAGUGUAUCUCUCGACGAGAGCGAAGCAGUCAUCGUGCGAAGAAAUUAACGAAACUAAUUUGAGAUAAACUGCUGCGACGUCUUAAUGAAGGAGAACUAAUGAACUUUGUAAUCUCUUAAAGUGCCCCGGCGCGGCAGCUGGCAGCCUGUCAUUGCCGCGCGAGGCUCCUUUUCCCCGCGUAAAACAAAGAAUUGCCGACGUGCGACGAAAAGACUUUCAAUUUGUACGGGAAGUCGCGUGUUGGGUGGUCACCACGCAAACCACCGAGUCACCAUCGGUACGUCCCUCCCCGCGCGAUCAGCACGAUAUACUUUUCUACGAUUUGCGAGCCAGUUUAAAUCUUAAAUCCGUAGACUGACGAUUAUAGUAAUCGGCUCCGACUAUGGGCGGGAGGACUUGAUCCUCGAACGCCCGUUAUUCGAAGUGACACGCAUCGGCUUGGUCACAGACCCGCGGCCUGUCAUUGUCGAUAACUCGUUCGCUAGGGGAAGUGAUCGUCAAGGGUGAAAACAGGGGACUCGGAGUACAUUUGUGAAAGUAUUUGUCAGAGAUGGUCAGCCAACACGCGAUGGCCACCACCGUCCGCAAAGUCAAGCAGGAGAAUCGUCUCAGGCGGCAGAAUCACAACCAAGAUGAAGAGGGAUCUUACAAGCCAGUGCCACCACCGAAACCGGUGUCGAACAAUCAAAAGAAUCAGGAUGUUCAGCAGGACGAAUACCGGGAGCAGGCGGUAGCCGAACAGCCAUCGUUGCGAACGACUUCCGGCCCGGAAAGGACCAGCGUCGCGGAGAACGGGCAGGUUCGAAGCGCACCCGGGCAGCCCUUUACACCGGAAUACAGGAUGCCACCCUUGUACGGGGAGGAGCAGAGUUCGGGUCAGGCUCAACAGGCGGCCAGUUUGCAAACUCAUAGCAGCAAAUUCCCGAUAGAACGCGAAUUGAUCUUGUCGUCGGGGGACAAGAAUUCCAAGAUCCCCAUUCUUCACGAGUACAAACAGAGGACUGCCGGAAGAGUCGCCAUCGCGCCGGAUGCACCGAUCAAGCAACAGGCCUGGGUUCAGGAGGGAACUCAAAUGCAGGAAGUAAGACAGGACGGCCAAGCGAGGAACUAUCAGUCACAGGACGCCUACUCAUCUAGCGGAGCGGUACCGAGGACGACGAAGAUUGACGAGGAAAAGACAAAAUCACUCUCCAGGACUUAUCACACGAUUAAGGACAUGAUCUCGAGCCGUUUCGGACCAAGUCGCAAGGACGUCGAGCCGGAACCGGAAGCCAGUCUGAACAACGUUACGGAGGAGUUGCGAAAGUCGAGCAGGAGCAUCGACGAUGACGAGGCCAGGAAGAAGGAAGGGAUUUACGGAAAACCCCGCACGCAGGAGCCGUCGGUUAAUGUGCAACAAUAUUCGAAGAAUGCUUACGGUCAGUAUGGACACUCGUAUGGCUAUCAAAGCAACCAACAAAAUGUGCCUUUACCAGGCCAACUGCAACCGACGGCGACCAUUCAGCCGAAUUUGCCAGGGCAGAGUGCUCAGCUACAUGUGACCCACCACACACCGCCAGGAGGAAUUCAAACAGUUCAUCAAACUCAAGUUCCUGCUUUCGGCCAAACCGCGACAGGUGCGCAGCAGGUGCAAAAUGUUACGAGGGAGUACAUGGUUCAGCCACCGGGCGGUAUGACCGGACAACAAAUACAUCAGGGAAUCCAUCAGAAUCCCACGCAGGCACAGGGGCAAGGCACGCAAAUACAAAAACCGCACGGUCUGUCCGUCCAACAGCAUCAAGUGGGCAAUGCGAUGCCGCCGACGAGUCUAAGCUUCCAGAGCACUCAGCAGUUGCUUCAUCAGAAUCAGAACCAUCAUCAGAGUCCGCGGUUCGCGCAGCAGCACGCCCAGAACAUGCAUCAGCGUCAACAAUUGAUCCAGCAGAUGCAGCAGCAGCAAAUGGCCGGUCAGCAGGGCUCGCAGACCGCAAAUGCACGAAACAUGCCGCAGUCGUAUUUCCCCAACAGUGUAUCUUAUCAGCAGUAUCAGCAGGCGCGACAGGCCAUGUCGAGGUCACAAAUCGAUCUUCCGAGCACGUCAAGACAAACUCAGGAGCUCCGGGUAUCGGGUCAAGAGGGGAUCUACUAUCAUUACGCUCAGGGAAGACCUCGUUACGGCGUUCCUCAAGUGUACAUGAAGACUGAAAGCAAUCAGGAAACAGAGUUUCAGAGGCAAAACUCCGCGAAAGGUAUCGAAAAGGCAGCAUCGCAGCCGCAGCUUUGCUACGAAGACGAGCGCAACGCUGAGAUUUCGAAGAAUCCCGCAGAGAAUAUGAAGAACUUAACAAUAGAUCCGUUGGAUAAGGAGAGAUAUGAGAUCACGGUGGAAGAUCGAAGUCAAUGUGAACUCGGUAGAAACGGAUUACAAAGAAACGAGGAAUAUCGUCCGGAAACUAGCUUUGGCAUUCGAAGAGACGAGACGCGGACCUCAAAGAGGGAACAGGAGCAGGGGUCGUCAGGGCAAGAGGGAGGUCAGGAUUUGGCAGAGGUAAACUCCGUGCAGAAGAGGAUCGAAGAGUUGCAGAAAAGAGCGGAGCAGGAAGGCCAUUUCAACUCCAAGCCACCAAAGGACGACGCGGACGGCUUAAGGGUCGGCCUGGCCACAAAAAUGAUCGGCGAGACUUCAAAAAGACUCGAUGGUGGAAAUGGUGGACAAUAUACUAGCGGAAAGGAGCCCGCCGUUGUGAAAUCAGAUAGGAAAGACGAUCUGGAGCAGGGUAUCGGCCGACUGAAGAUCCAAAAUCAAGGCUCAGGCUCGGAUUACGACAAGGCUGGCCAAAGUUCUUCGAAUGUCGAUUCCGGAAGGGGCUCCGCAGUCUAUUCGAGCGGAAGACGUCCGCCGCCCGAUGAUCAAACUUUGGCGCAAGUACAAGAUUCUGAAUGGGUGGACAUAGUGGAGUCGGAGUUGAGAAGUAUUUUGGAGCCUAGGGACGUUCCCGCGAUGGCACACUCGACUCUGUCCGAAAGUGUAUCUUCAGUAACACCGCCUCUGCCACCACUGUCACCCCAUGACAGCCCACGUACGCCGAGAAAUCGAUACUCAACGAGUUUACCAUAUGGAUCAAAACCAAAUUACAGCGAUUAUGGCAAGGCUAUGGAAAAGAGAGGUUUCUCAAGCGGCACAAAACAUCGUGGCGCUUCGACUUCCAAAAAGGAAGCUGCGAAAAAGUUUUCUCAUCUUUUCGGAGUAGAAGCUGCUGAUUUAACGUCUACCACUACAGGACUUGAUUUAGAUUCCAUGUUAGAUAGAAGUGAUUCCGAUCUCAGUACUACCGAUGCAAGGACAAUUAGAAAACAAUUGGAAGGCUUAGAAAAUAUGUACAGCGAAGUACUUAAAUUACUUGGCGGGAGUGUAAAAAAGAGGCGGAAGGCAAGAGGACUCACUAGUUAUGGUUCGGUUUCAUCAUUACCGACAUCCUCUGUAUCAUCGAGGCCUGUGACAAGGCAUCAUGACAAACGUAGAUCUCACGUGAUUGAUGAUAGGAUGAAGAAAGCCAAAGACAUUAAGAGCAUCAAUAAGCGUUUUCAGCGAUUGGAAUCGCAUGUAGUGACAUUGGCAAGAUCAGUGGCUCAUUUGAGUUCGGAGAUGAGAACCCAGCAUCUGAUGAUUCAGGAAAUGGAGAGCAUAAAGUGCGAGAUUGCGACUCUCAGAACACAAACGAACAUGGCGAUGGUGAGGUCGCAGUCACAGCCCCUGAUCAAGGAUUCGGAACUGCCGGCGCUCUCGAAUCCUUCGAGAGUGAAGAAACUGACCAAGUUCUUCGGCACGGAGCCACCUCUCAUCAGACUGUUCCUGAGGGAACUUGGGUAUGAGAAAUACGCGGCCGCUUUUGAGAAAGAGAAAGUCGGGAUGGUGGAGUUGCCUUAUCUGAGCGAGGAGAGACUUCAAAAGAUGGGGGUUCCCCUGGGCCCGAGGCUAAGGAUCCUACAGGAAGCAAGGAUCUCGGUGUGCAAGGAUCCGAUUUACGUAGUAUAAGUUCUUUAGACAGCGCGCAGAAACGUUUCGCGACGCAGCAAAGAGACUUUGCGAAAAAAAAUGCAGACAAAGAGGAAAAUGAAGAGCGAAGAUCUAGCGGGGAAUAUUCGUUUUUGUGCCGUCGACCGAUGGACGCGUUAGGACGUUCCUCGAGGCGUUUCUCGUAAACGAAUUCUCGAGCUUGAAAACGGUCCGUUUGAGCGACGGCUCUUUUCCCCCGUUUCAAUCGAUAGCUGUCUGAAAGCCACGUUUGCUGAAAUUGUUUUGGGUCUUUGGGGUGACAGAUUUGUUUUCUCGCGAGCAUUUGUUUCAUCGCUACACAUUACUAGGAGAAAAUGAGAUCUAGUAAUAUGUAGUCAAUUCAUAAAGCGAUGAAUUAAGCAAUUUAAAAACAUUUUUGUCCAGUUAUAAAUUAAACAUUUGAAGAAUUAAUUUAAAUGCAUAUUUGUAUAUUCAAAUAAAUAAACACUAGAUAUAAAAAACUAUAAGCGCAAAAAAUUAAAAUAUUUAAAAGAAUAUUUUUUUAAAUAACGCAUAGUUUAGUGUUAUAUCAUAAAUGUCAUUUCUAAACUUUUAUAAUUGAUAAUAAUUUUUGUGCAUAACGUACAUAUUUUUUUUAACAAAUUUUCUAAAAAUGCGCUAUUGAUUACUUCCACUAAUUUCGAGCAUAUUUGUUUCGGAUACGUUGUUUCGGAUAAUAUGACCCAGAUAUCGUAAUCAUUCCUGGAAUAUUUCGCAUUUCCUCAUUAUCGCAAAUCGAUAAUGCGUUUCUUCGAAUAUUGCGAAAUAAUUGGUUAUGAUGGGAGUUAUGCUUGAGAUUAAAAUAGAUACUUAAAAAAGCAUUGACAUUAUGAACUUUAAGUUAUAAACUUAAUGUUUAUAAAUUGUUCUGUUGCAAUGUCAAAAAUAUAUUAAUGAGCAAGAAGAAAUAAAAAAGCUCAAUUAUAUAAUAUAUAAUUUAUAAAUAAAGUAAAUUGGAAAGUCAACAAUUUACUGACGGGACCAAUCAAAAUGUAAAUACGUUAAACUACUGAUACUAUCAGUAGUGCUAGGAAACCGAGCUAUCGUUCUUAUGUUACACAAGAAGAGGAGAGUAGAAAUGUAAAGACGAUCCGCAAGGAUCUUGACCUCCCCCCCUCUCUCUCUCUCUCUCUCUCUCUCUCUCUCUCUCUCUCUCUCUCAUAUUGUUCGUUAAAUAAUGAGAUUACUAUGUAGAUUUAGUUUAUACGUGCGGGUUGAAAGCCGAUGUUAUGGCUCUACCAUGUGCGGUUAUAAAAUUUGUGGCGCUUAUAAAAUCAACGAUUAAACUCGAGAAUAGCCGCGUACAUUGGGAACAACGAAUCUCACACAAGUAUGUUUGCCAAAGAGACGUGCGGACAUCGUCCAAGUGGUAUGGCCGAGAUUUUUUUACUAUACAUAUUUCAAUAUAUUUUACAAAUAUUUUUUCGAAUAUUAAUUAUUGCAUUAAAAAAAAAAUCAACUUAAUUCUGUGGAAAGUAACAUUACUUCCGUCAACUUUGGAAUAUCGCAUGUAAGUAAAAGUAAUUUGUAAAACAUAAAAAGUGAGAAAUCCGAAAAUUUUUGUAUUUUUAUUACUGGAUGUUUCGCAGAUUAUUUUAAUAAUCCUAUUUUUUCUUGAGAUAGAUGUAGAUAAUUUAUACGGAACAAUUAUAUAUAUAUAUAUAAAACACAAAUUUUUUUUCGACAUGUUAUUGCUCGCUCUAUAUUUUUGCUAUUUGAAAUUUCGGUUGCAUGGCAGCAUGCGGCGCGUUAUAUCGAUACCAAAGAAUCGAUACCUGUUCCCUUGUCGCGACGACGACAACGACAACGAUAAUCGCUACUUGUGAUUGCGGGUCACAGGAACGAGAAGACACGCCACUUUGAUACUUGAAUAAAAAAACUCUGUACUCUCAUUUGAGAAUACUAUAGAUGUACACGUAGAUUUGUUAUUAAGCAAUAAUGUAUGUGUUAUUAAUGCAUUGUUUAUAAAAUUAUAUGAUUAUAUAUAAUACAACUGUACUUCCAGCAAAAUUUGCUCUGAUUAAUAUAUUAAGAAUGGUAAACAAAUUAA
Molecule: messenger RNA, 9391 nt
Organism: Monomorium pharaonis (pharaoh ant)
Lineage: Eukaryota; Metazoa; Arthropoda; Insecta; Hymenoptera; Formicidae
Exons: 15
Coding region: 3856-7320 (1154 amino acids)
Molecular function (GO): protein binding
Source: RefSeq, a predicted model, not a curated record